Messenger RNA from Haplochromis burtoni (Burton's mouthbrooder), 813 nucleotides. RefSeq lists its product as uncharacterized. Bases 31 to 651 code for a protein of 206 amino acids. The record is from RefSeq and is a predicted model, not a curated record. NCBI's taxonomy places the organism in Eukaryota, Metazoa, Chordata, Actinopteri, Cichliformes, Cichlidae. The transcript has 4 exons.
GAGAGUGAUACUUCAGCAUCUGCGGACACCAUGGUUCAUCAGUCAGCCUGUCUGCUGCUGCUCACGUGUCUGCCUGGAUUUUAUGGCAACACAACUGAGCUACUUAGAACCACAGCAGACUCUACAUCAGAUGGACCAUCCUCAGUGGUGCUCAGUGGGGUUGAUGUAGUGACUCUGGGGAUACUGUACAGUUUUCAGUGCUCGGCCAGUUGUUACCCUGCAUGUCAGUUCACCUGGACCUGGGGGAAUGUGACUUCCCAGGGCCCAGAGCUGAGCUUGCAGCUUACAGAACUACAGGCAGCCCAAAACCUGACGUGCACAGCUGUCAAUCCUGUUACCAAAACAGCAGCCACUGCCCAAAAGAUGCUGCAAGCAGCAGCCGGACCUUCAAACAUACAGAUACGUGGCCCAGGAAUUCUCACUACAGGAGUUGCGUCCAACUUCACCUGCUCGGCUGAGUGCUACCCCUCCUGCAACUAUAUAUGGAGAGUUGACUUCGAUGGCAUGACAUUCAGUACUGUAGAAGGAAACCCGGUUUCCAUCGUUCCACCUCCCAGCACUCUCUCUGGGUCUCUGACCUGCAAAGCUCAGAACUCCCUCUCACAUCUUUACAUCUCCACGACUCAGUCUCUGCAGGUGGCAUGUACGUAAAGGUUUUUAAGUCUGCGAGUUAACAAUAAAGACACUGAGAACUUCUUAUUAGGCAGUGCAUCAUUUGUGUUGCUACUUGCUAAAGUUAAGUUAAAACCGAAUAUCAUCUGAUCUUGUGGGGACUUUUGUCAUUUGUUGUUUGCUGUGAGACUUUGAAUCACG